Molecule: messenger RNA, 2793 nt
Organism: Emiliania huxleyi CCMP1516
Lineage: Eukaryota; Haptophyta; Isochrysidales; Noelaerhabdaceae
Exons: 13
Coding region: 1-2793 (930 amino acids)
Biological process (GO): protein phosphorylation
Molecular function (GO): ATP binding; protein kinase activity
Source: RefSeq, a predicted model, not a curated record
AUGCCCUGCUCGCUCGAGUACUGCAAGGGGCUACAGCGUGAGCACGCUCUCCUCGCCGUCUUCCUCGUGCUCAAGGCAGGCGCACUCAUUUCCUAUGUGACGCGGCAACGCCGGCUUGCCGCCAGAUCUGCAGCCAGCGUCUGCGUGCUGCCCGUCUACUCUCGCCUUCUCCAGUACGAGGCCUUGCACAGCUGCCUUUGGGCCGCCACCUUUGGGUUCCAGGCCUACGUGGACGGUGCCGGCGCUCGUGACGCGGUGCAGACGGCACUGCUGACCACGCAGUACCUUACCGCCGCCUCCUGGGUCCUGUGCAGCGAAGGCCUGCUCCUCUUCCUGGCCGGGCGUGGCGCCGGCCUCGCCGCGCUCAGGCUUGCCACUCGCGCUGCCGCUGCUUGGGCCAUUCUGCUCACCGCCGGCUGUGGCUGCGCCUUGCUUGCUUGGGCCAUCCGCGUGCCGCAACCCUCCUCUCAGCCGCUGCAGCUUCUAUUUGCGGCUGCCUGGGCGCCGUACUGGUCGCGUCUCUGUGUCAACAUCGUCGCCUACCCCGCCGCGGCCGCCGCCCUCGGGAUCCUCCGGCCCAAGCCCGCGUGGGAGCGCGCCUUCCUGCUGCCCAAGCUAUGCUCCGGUGUGGCGUCCGCGUGGCGGCUGGACGCCGCCGUGAUGCCGAUCAGCUUCGCCGCGCACGCCCCCUUGCUGCGCGACUCGGCCUACUGGGCCCGCUCCGGCUUCGCCGCCUGCGUCGUCGGCGGCGAGGACGCGAAGGCGCACAGACCUAGCGAUUUGCGCAUCGAGCGGCCGAUCGGGCGCGGCUCGUCAGCGGUGGUGAGCGCGGCGAGCUACUUUGGCGAGCCCGUCGCCGUCAAGCAGUUCGCAGUGGCCCACUUGACUCGCGACUUUGUCGCCAUGUUCCUGACGGAAGCGGAGUGCCUCGCCCACUGCGCCCACCCGAACGUGGUCCGUUUCGUCGGCGGCUGCGUCGCUCCGCCGCUCGUCUGCCUCCCGCUCAACCUGCUCCUGCGAGGCGGCGAGGUCAAGAUCUGCGACUUUGGGUCGUCGCGCUUGCUGGGGCGGCGGGCGGCAGCCUCCGGCGAGGGUGGAGAGGAGGCGGGAGAGGCGGCGUCGCUGUCGGAGGAGGUUGGCACCCUGCCCUACAUGGCGCCCGAGCUCUUUUUGGGGGUGGUGCCCUCCGCCAGCGCCGACAUCUUCUCGUUUGGGGUGUGCGUCUGGGAGCUCUGCUCGCGGCUCUACCCGUGGCGAGCCCUCCUCGAGGCGGGGAGAGUGGACGAGCUGCGCGCGCGGGCGUCGAAUCGCGCGACGCGCAGCGUUGCCGCCGCGGGCGGCGGGUGCGACCCGCCUCCAUGGCUCGAGAGCAUGGAAUCCGGCCGGGCGCCUCUGCAGGAGCUGACGCCACCGCCGGCGCUGGCCUGGCCGUGGCUGGAGACUUGGCAGGAGGACGACUGGCUGGCACGGGAUCUCAGCACGAUGGCUGCCGUUGCCGUCGCGCUGUUCCUGCUUUAUGCGGGAAGCCGAACGCGGUGGCGCUCGCCCGUCUCGCCGCGCGGUCUGCUUGCGCUUCUGGCCACUGCGGUGCGGCUGCUGGUGCCGGGCGGCUGGCGGCGGCGCGGAGUGCUCUCCAGCCUCACCUUUCCCGCGCUCAUCGAGCAGCUCACUCCGGCGUCGCUCGAGGCGAUGCUGCGACACGGCGCUCCCGGCCUGCUUCCCGUGGGCGCACGAGUCGAGUCCGUCCACGCGCUGCAGAGCGGCGGCUUUGAUGGCGUCAAGGGCGACAAGCACAUCGUCGCAGUCUCGUAUUCUGGCGCCGGCGCGGCGGCGCUGCCUCCACGCCUGUUUGUGAAGCUGAGCGCUCGCGGCGAGUUUGCAAUGAAGAUGCUGGCUGCCGCGACCCAGACCGCGGCGUGCGAGGCGCUCUUCUACCUGCGUCUCGCCGCGGAGGCGCGCGAGUGCGGCAUCGCGAGCCCUCGCUGCUACUUCGCCGACUUUUCCUCGGCGGGCGAGUCGUGCCUGCUGCUCGAGCCUCUGUAUGACGAGGUCAACCUGCCGCGCACCGCGAUCGCGCAGCUGCUCGGGCUGGCAGGGCUGCGCCACUCCGCCCGGAGGACGGUCGGAGGUCGGGCCCUCAACGCCGCCUUUUGCACCUGGGACGUGCCCGCGCAGCUGGUCGGCCUCGAGCUCGAGCUGAUCGCAGACUUGCCCGACCUGCUCUCCGGGCUCUGCGCCGAGGGCGACCUGCUCGCCUACGGCCACAACGACAUCGUCGCCGACAACGCAUUCUUCUUUGCCCGCGCCAGCGGCGGGCCCGAGGGGGAGGGCGCCACCCUCGGCCUCUUCGACUGGCAGCAGGCCUGCCUCAACUGCGUCGGGCUCGAGUGGGCGUGGAACUUCCACUGGCUGCCGCCCGCCUUCCUCGCCGCGCACGAGGCGGACCUGCUCGACCUGCUGCUCAAGACGUACGCCGCGCGAGGCGUCUCCGUCCCGCGCGACCGCUUCCUCCGCGCCUACGCAACCGCGGCCGCCUCGAUGUACGUCUUUGGCGGGGGCGCCAUCCAGCCGCUCCUCAAGCGGCUCCACCGACACGGCCUCCUCGAGGACCUCGCCCCGGACGACCACCGCCACGCCGGCGCCUUUCUGCACUCGCCACACCGGGAGGCGCUCCUCGCGGCGGAGAUGACGCGCCGCACGCUCACCAACGCCUGCGCCAUCAUGCGGCGGCACGGGUUUGCGGAGCACUGGCGCGAGAGCAGGGCCAGGGCCUGCGUGCCCCAGGGGGCGUAG